Molecule: messenger RNA, 1653 nt
Organism: Salvia miltiorrhiza (redroot sage)
Lineage: Eukaryota; Viridiplantae; Streptophyta; Magnoliopsida; Lamiales; Lamiaceae
Product: alkaline ceramidase TOD1-like
Exons: 4
Coding region: 65-1411 (448 amino acids)
Source: RefSeq, a predicted model, not a curated record
GAGGAAGAAAAUUGCAUAUGAUAUGAUGGUGUAUUAUUCCCCUAAAAGUUUGCAUAAUGGUUGAAUGGGGAAGAUCGCAAGCUUCUCAACGCCACUCCUCUUCCAAUCAAAGCUCCUCUGCUUCUCUCUCACCUUCCUCUCCUUAUCUCUCCUCUUCGCCGCCCGCUUCACCUUCUCCGCCACCAAAUGCAUCUUCCGCUCCUCCCCCUUCGACCCUCUUCAGGGCCCCCUCUUCUUCUACCCUCCCUCCUACGCCCACCACAAGCACCCCAUCCCCACCACCCGCUCCUCCUGCAAAUCCCCCAUUUUCUUCUCAGAUUAUUGGCAGGUUUUGGAUGAAAUCCGCACAAUCUCAGCCCCUUCGCCGCCGCCGCCGCCUCUCAGAUUCCUGCAGAGAAACGCCCCCACCUUCGGAGGGAAUCUCAGUUUCCCCCAGAGAUUCUCUUAUCUCAAGCACGGCGAUCGUGGAUUCGGAAUCCCAUGUGGAUUCUUCAAACACUUCCCAGUUUCCAGCCUCGACCGCGGCGCGAUGGAGAAGUGCAGAGGGGUGGUGGUGGUCUCCGCCGUCUUCAACGACCACGACAAAAUCCGGCAGCCCAUGGGCCUCGGAUCCAAGACCUUGGACCUCGCGUGCUUCUUCAUGUUCGUAGACGACGCAACUCUCAACAGAUUGCGCUCCGACAAUUUGAUCGCGCGACGGAAAUCGUCGGAGAAAUUGCAGAUAGGUGCAUGGACGAUCGUGAAGGUUUGGAGCGGGCAGCUGUACGAGAAUCCGGCGAUGAACGGCGUCAUUGCGAAGUAUUUGGUCCACCGCCUCUUCCCCAACUCCAAAUACAGCAUCUGGAUUGAUGCGAAGCUGCAGUUGGUAGUUGAUCCGCUCCUCUUGAUUCACUCGCUGCUCAUCAAGGAGAGUGCGGAUAUGGCUGUGUCCAAACACCCCUUCUUCUUGCACACCGUCGAGGAGGCCGCCGCCACGGCCCGGUGGCGGAAAUGGCCGGAUGUCAACGGAAUCAGGAUUCAGAUGGAGACUUACUGUGAGCAUGGUCUGCAGCCAUGGAGUUCAGACAAGCCUUAUCCCUCAGAUGUGCCAGACAGUGCUCUGAUCUUGAGGAAACACAGUGUGCCAACAAAUAUGUUUUCUUGCCUAAUAUUCAAUGAGCUGGAAGGAUUCAACCCAAGAGAUCAACUCCCCUUUGCAUUUGUGAGGGACAAAAUGAGGCCAAAACUGAGACUAAACAUGUUUGAGGUGGAAGUGUUUGAACAGGUUGCAAUAGAAUACAGACACAACACCAGAAUCAAACACAGUGGUGGGCCCAGAUACAGGGCUGCCACCUCAGCUCUGUUUGCCAAUGAGACCUCUGGGAAAUGUGAUGCCUAUCUUUUAGAUAUGUGGGGUGAGCCCCAUGAUUGAUAUUGUUAUAGGUUUUUCUUCUGUUUCAAGAUAUACAAAAACCAACCAGCCAAACAGGUCCUUGCAAUAGAAAAGCUGACCAAAGGUAGAAUUGGUUGCCAGUGGGCAGAGGCCAAUCAUAUGUGCUACUUAAUGGUGAUGGGUGAAUUUUCAUUUCUUUCUGAUUUUAUACGCGAUGAACAUUUCAGCGAAUGAUUCGUUAAUGUAUUUUUAUAUUCCUAUAAUAGAAUUUACCUUAUGUC